Ixodes scapularis (black-legged tick) is the source of this 7504-nucleotide messenger RNA. It is a transcript of the gene Eip93F, whose product is annotated as mushroom body large-type Kenyon cell-specific protein 1. Gene Ontology annotation, cellular component: nucleus. The record is from RefSeq and is a predicted model, not a curated record. The coding region runs from base 76 to 2130 and encodes 684 amino acids. The transcript has 7 exons. Gene Ontology annotation, molecular function: DNA binding. NCBI's taxonomy places the organism in Eukaryota, Metazoa, Arthropoda, Arachnida, Ixodida, Ixodidae. Gene Ontology annotation, biological process: regulation of transcription by RNA polymerase II.
CGGAGCGGACGUGACGUUUUCCAGAGUUCCGUUUUUCCGGUAGCCAUGACGUCAGGGCAAGGGUGAAGACGAAACAUGGCGGAGUGCUCCCUAGCCCGUUGCUCGCAGGAGCGACGCGUGUUUCGAAAGGAAUUUCAGAGAUGGAGCCGGGAUAUGCUAUUUGUUGUAGGGCUGGAGCGGGUUGCGGAAGAAAUGAUGGGGUCCAGACGAUGGAGGAAAGUAACACAACUCGAAAACGCCUUAGAACAAGAGUUAGAAGUGACAGAUUGGGAACCGGACCAAGUUUGUUAUUUUUGCAACUCCAAACGGAUGCCGCCAUACGAUCCUGCAGGUGGUCUUCUACCUGAGGGCUAUAGUAGUUUUAAAAGUUUCAAAAUGGACAUAGAUGAACAAUCAACAUGCUCCGAUCAGGGGAAUGGAUCAGUAUCUUGGAAUGUUUGUCACGGGGUUGACCUGUGUGCGGAACCCGCCUCUCCAUCUGUUUCCGACGACCAACCUCUCGACUUGAGUGUGCACUCACAUAAGCAUCAUCCGCCAGAAAUUGAGGAUGUGCCAGACGGUGUGGACCAACUGUUGAAGGUGCCCAACGUUCCAUCCAAGCUUGGACGCCGCGGGGAGCACCUGAACUGCAAACGGUCGUACACGGAGGAAGAGCUGCAGGCUGCCCUGCGCGACAUCCAGAGUGGCAAGCUGGGCACACGGCGUGCUGCCGUCAUCUAUGGCAUUCCUCGCUCGACGCUACGGAACAAGGUGUAUAAGCUGGCCCUGGAGCGGAGAACCGGACACUCUUCGGCCAAGGCGACGCCGAGCGAAGCGGCCGCCACCCUCGUGACAACGACCACGACAACAACGACGGUGAAUGGGACCGGAGCCAAGGGGAGUUCGGCCAGCGAGUCGUUGCGACAGCUGCUCAAGUCGACCAUCACGCAGAAGUCACUUGGCAAGGGGGGCGACAGGGAGCCCGCCAACAACUGUGCCGAACACGGUGGCCUGCUGGACGUGCCAGACGCCUCUCAGCUCCUCAGUUCGCUGGAGUGCACUCCGGCUUUGGGGCCACUGUUUGCGCAGUUCCUUUCCAGCAUCCAGCAGCUGGCCCUGCAGCCUUCCAAGGACGGCCAUGCGCAGCUGAGCACGCCGCCACUGCCCUCGUCCGAGCCGAAGCUUCCCGUCGUUUCCGACCUGAUACGGUUGCUGGCCAAAGAGCGAAUUGCACAGGAGCGCAGUCGCCACCACCACCUGCCCGCAUCUCAGCCGCAGCCACCGGUGUUGCUGAGCAACCAUGUCGCCGACAGUGCCAACAAUGUGAUACUGAAGAUUCCGUCCUACAAACCAGCCACCGCCAACAGUGCCGCCGCUCCUCCUGCCACUGCUGCUGCGCCGCGUGCUUCGACGAGUGUGUCCGAAAGCAGCAGUGGCGGUAACCUUUCGCUAAAGGAAUUGAUUGCGCGCAGCAUUAGCCAGCGCGUGCACAGUCCUGCCGUGAGCAGUACGACGGCGAGCAACAGCAGUAGCAGCAACUGUUCGUCAUCGGAGAAGUCGCCGCAGAGCAAUGGCGGCAACGUGCCAGUGUCGCCACCGCCACCGGCUCCCCGAGGAAGUGGCGGCGCGUCAAAACCCGACCAGCAGCCAGCCGGAGAACAGAAGCGAACACGACCCAAGCGCGGACGCUACCGCAAUUAUGACAGAGACAACUUGCUGCAGGCUGUGCGUGCCGUGCAGCGGGGUGAGAUGAGUGUGCACCGGGCGGGCACUUACUUUGGCGUGCCCCACUCGACGCUCGAGUACAAGGUGAAGGAGCGGCACCUGCUGCGACCCAAGAAGCGGCCCGGCUGCACGCCGCCGCCCACGAAAGGCUACCACCACCUGAAGCUGGAAGGGGCCGACGAGGCGGGGGGCGUGGCGGCGCCCUUCCUCUCGGCCGACCUGGCCAAGUUGGGGAGCGGCGGCUUCUUUGCGUCGCAGAUGAUGCGCAAACUGCAGGCAUCGACGUGCGACGCGGAGAAGAAGGGUACCGUGCCCACUGAGGGGAUCCUCGAAGCCCUCAUCAAAUCCACUCUGGACAAGAGCAUGGUGGCGUCUGCCGUGGAGACGAGCUCGGCGACGGCUCACUUGCCCAUGGCAGAAAAGUGACACCUGCGGCACUCCUAGGACAACCAAGUGCUUUAGCUCCUCCUCUCACCCCCCACCGCCCUCCCACCUUCCGGUGGCCCCGGAAAGAUUCCCUAUGUCUGGACAUCUGCACAGGGUGCCUUUAUAAAUAUAUAUAUAUAUAUGUAUGUAUAUAUAUAUAUAUAUAUUAUAUACCUAAAUAGAAGGAAGGAUUUUAAUAUAAAUAUUGAGAAGAAAGCUAGUCUAUUCUGUGAUGCAUGUUUACAAGGGCGAAUCAUAUCGGGGGAGGUGGAGAUGCCGGUGUGCGCGGCUGUACAGCUAAGGGAGGCAGCGGGGGCGAGACUUUCCCGACCUCCGAGGCAGGGUCCUGCCGCCUCGCUCGUGGGAACACACAAGUUUGUAUCAGAGUAAAUAUAUCAUUAUACAUAAUGAAUAUAUAUAUAUAUAUAUAAAUUUAUAUCAGUAUUUUUGUUUAGACUGUCGCGUGUGUGUGCGGGGAUGGGGCAGAUUUUUAUGACUGAUGCGUGUGCUGGUGUCUCCGGAUCUCAUGUGUUGCAAUGCUUUUUGAGAGUGGCUUCGGUUUUCUUUUUAUGUUUUGUGAUGUGAUUUGAGGGGCAACGUUUUAUGAAUAUUGGAAUAGGGUGGUAACAAACCUGUGCCUGCGCUCAUCAUGUGCCAUCCUCUGAUUUAAGGAGUGUUUUUUUUUUAAUACUCACGGCGAGCAUGUCUUUCUUUCCAGUGUGUUUUUGUGUCGAAAAUGCUCCCAACUCUAAAUUUCCGUCUUGUGUGAAUGGUCUAAGUGAAGCUUUGACUUUCUCGAGUUCCUACGGUGCUUUCGGAUUGUGUGUCCGCAGGGCGCUGCACGCUCUGGAGUUGUACAGGGCUCUUCUCUUGAGAGUGCUGCUUUUAUCCGCGUCUCGCAUUUCAAAUUCUCUGACAGCGAAUUCGUACAAAAUGUGGCGCAGGCAGGUGAAAUGCCGGAGUGUGGCCGGGCAUUUGGACUGCCUUGAUUUAGUGAAAUUGGAAACUCUGUGCAAAGCCAUUUUUAAUUGAGGUAUAGUUGCCAGCGGGUAGCCAGUCUGGUUCCUAGGAAGUAGCACCACAAAGUGCCUCUCCAAAUCCCUGAAGAGAUUUUGAUACAAUUUAAGAAAGCUGCCAUUCUAUUAAAUUUGCAGUUGUUUGGCACACUUAACUUCAAGCACAACUCUCUUGGGCACUCGCAUAAGUCCAGCAUUAAGUUGCUUCAGUUGGAGUGCCUUUUUCUCUUUUUCAAAGACAAAAGCUGCCUCAUUAGUUCUGGGACAACUACAAAUUCAAGUCUGAUUGUAGAUAGAGAAAUUUUAAUGAAGGUCAUGCUGUGCGCAAAAACGAAAAGUAUAAUAUUAGAAAACAAAUAUGACACUGCUGAAGUCUGUGUUCCACUAUGACCCUUUUUGUACCAUUGGCAAUUAGGCUGCUCUGAUAAAACAUUCCAUGGUGAUACAUUUGAGGAAUAUCAAGUUGAGAAAACAUGUUUUUGUCAGUUUUAUGACUCAUUGUUAAACGUUGCUAGGCAUAUGCUUUUUUUUCGCAGGCUAGAUCAUUAGUUGUUGCAUCACCUUUUCUUUUUUCUUUUUUUUUUUUUUUUACCUGACCUAAUUUAUCCCGGUGCUGUCCCCAUUCAGUCCCUCUUGUUUGGAGAAACAAGGUUGUUAAAACACAAACGUGAUCCAUGCAAGGGACUUGGAUUUUGGAUAAUUGGCAACAGCCUUGUUUCCGCUUCUGGUGCCACAUUGCUCUUUUCCUAGCAUCUUUCUGGCACUUUUUUUUAGUGGCGUGCAAAGGUGCUAACACUCCGAAGACAUUGGCAGGUUUUAACAGGGCAGCCAUUUUCCAUUGGACGGGGCAAUCGCGCAUAAUCGCUGCGGAUCAAACGAGGGUUGUGUUCUGGAGUUUAAGGAACUGUGUCCCGAAAGGAGUGAUGCACACAUCCACCUCAUCUAGAACAACCAGUGAUCAGGGUACGGCCGUGGGUAGCAUUAGACGUUUCUUAUCGUGCUUUUCUGGUGAUGAACAAACUGCAAGUGCCCAAGUUGCAUCUUUCCUCGAAGCUUUUCCACUUGCGCCGUUUGUCGCAAGAAGGAGGCGAUACCUCGUUGGGGGGGGGUGUCUGGAGAGCAGUGCUCGCUUUCUACUACUCUUACAACCAGACUUAGCUUUGCUGUGAAUUUCUUCUCUUGAGAGCUGUAUUCUGCCGCUUGGCCAGCCACAGUCUCUCUGGACCUCUCUUUUCACUUUUGUUGACUGCGUAAGAGGAAAGUGUGUGAAAGGCUUCCCAAGUACUUAGAGAUUGUUUAAUAUUUGUCCUUUGUUUUGAACACCUGUCAGUGGUGCCAGCAUACAUGUCUGCAUUGCUGGGGAAAGCAACUUUCAACUGAGGUGGUUUUCAGAAAGUAGAUGACAUCACAAACAAGCAUUAGCAGUUGCGCUAGUGUCGACUGGCUUUUUGUACACUUUCUCCUUAAUUUGCGCGACGAUCUGGGUUCCACAAUGGGGUUCGGGGAUGACUGGUCAAGCUUUGUGUAUCAUGUGGCAUAUUUGUACAGGUAGAUGUCUGAAACGGGAAAGUAAAAAAAAGAAAAAGAAAGCAAUCUCUCGAAGUACAGUUUAGUUAUGCGAAAGCAUCAUUUAACAAAUGCUUUUCAGUUGUGUUUUUUUGUGUUUGCCUUUUUUUUUUUUUUUCUUAGGUGCUUCACACAUGGCAAUUGAAUGUGCAAUUUGUAGGUUCUAGGUCUUGUUUGUUCUAGCCACAACCUUUUUUUUUUAUUUACAGCUGAUAUUUAUGUUUGCAGACUUUUGUGAAUAGCUUUACAGUGAGGUUUGUCAUUCAGGAGACCAGAAGUGCUAUGUGGUAUUUGCUAGUCAAAAGGCGAUAUGCAUUUGACUGCUUAUAUGCUUUCUUUUCUUUAAGGCGGAAAUAUGCUAUUUUGGUUAAAUAAUUUGAAUAGUUCUAUGAUGCACCAAUAGACUUGUUCCAAAACUCGAAGCGCCUCAUCCUGGCGUAAUGUCACCGUAUGCAUUCUGGGAAUCAGUGGGCAGCAAAAUCCAUACGUGCUCCGCUCUUGUCCCACAGGUUCCCAGAAUGCAACGCUUGCGGUGACAUAUUUAUGGAAGCAGUCUAUUCCAAGAAGCGGUGUGCACGGAUUUAAACAUAUUUAUGUUGAUACACUUGUUGCUUUGUUUUUUGGUUUUGUUGUUUACUAAACUCCCUGUGCUGAGUCACCAAAUCUGGAUAGCUCUAUUUUAAGCUGCUCAACCUUUGCAUAGAUGUAUGUUUAUGACAGACAGCUACAUAUUGUUUUUGCUUGUUGCGUGGUUGUGGCUUAUACAAGCAAAGAUGUACAUCCUUAGUUCAUGUGUGGCGCAAGUGUUAUCCUUUGCAUACAGGGGUACGUCAAAACUGGAAGAAGUAACUUUGGCACACUAUGAUGGAGGGCUAGCCAAAAGGCUUUAUUUUGUAAAGGCCAAAACAGUGUAUUUUGAAUACUGCUCACUCAUUGCAUAAUGGAACUUGUGCCAGUGUCAGUGUGCCUAGGCUCAUUUUCAAUUGUGCCCACAGAGAAUGUCUACUCGUGGUUGUUUUGCCCAUACAGUGGGCUCGAUCGUGGAGCAAAUUAGGUGCAGGGUCUAUGGUGGAGAAUGCAUUUGGAGAUUUUGGGACAGCAUGCUUGUGUCCACAGUCGGUCGAUGGAAGCCAAGCCUUAAAGAAGCCCGCCGACCGCUGCUGAGAGAAGUGGUUGGAUUGGGUCUUGUGCAAUUAUCCUCUGUGUUUUUGGGUGCAUUCUGUCUUUUGUCAGUCUUGAGGAGCUUUGUAUGUUCUUUUCCAAGCUACUUUUGUUUUGACUUAGUUGGCGAUCCACUGGGUGCUUUUGCGUAUCCGGCCGAGUUUAGUGCUAGACUGGGUCAGGUUUUUAAGGCAGUGGGUAGUCAUAUUUUCUCUACUGGAGACGAGACCUGUUCACAUGGGUAACACGGUAACACUGGCUUCUUGUACCUGUUGGCAGUGUGCCGCUUCUUAGCCGACAGAAGAUUGAUUGUGGAUUUUCGGGACGCUCGUAGUAGUGCUUGGAAGAAGGGAGUGGGGGGGGUUACUCUGGUGGGACGCUGGCACGAGGACUUGCAUUGGCAGAUUGACUUAAGCAUAUUUUUUUAACCCCAUGCAUUUGUACACUGCCAUAUUCAAGGGUCAGGUUGCAUUGGCUCUCCGAAGUUGUUAUGCCAGGUGAUAAUCAGCAUUUAGGACUUUGAACACUGUGCAUUUGAGUGCGGUCUCCAGGGCAUCUCGUGGAAUUGGUGCUGCAGGUCUCAGAUUUGUGGGGUGGGACCUUUGCAGAUGCGAGGUGAGCUGUUGAGUUUCAGCGUGCUUGUGUGUGCCAUGCUUUCAGAUGUGUGAGCCCCCUUUGGUGUGUGGCAGACUUUGCGAGUUGCGUCAUGCUUUGGAGUUCUGACCGGUGGUUUGGUUGCAAUGUGCUGUGUUUUGCGGUGCCUCAUUUAUGCUGGUUUGAGUGCUGUAACAUUUUUUGGGGGUCGGCAGUUAUUUUCUAUUGGCCCUUAGGAAGGACUUUAUUUAAAAAGAAAAAAGAUUUCCUUAUUGUGUCGUGACGAGAUAGGAUAGGUGAGGCACCCGUUUUUGUUUUGAUGGUACCAGGGUUGAAAUUCUGUGUGGUUCAAGUCCUGAGUGCACGAUCCCGGUGAAGAUGCUCACUUAGCUGUAUGUCCUUGCUUCCUCUUGAGAUAAAUGGGGUGAAAUGGAGGAAUUUUUGGACGGGGGCCAGUUUUGCCUUGUUUUGCUUCUCGGCUCAGGACUUGGUACGGCGCUUUGGAAGGCAAGCCUCUAGGGGGUGGCAAGGGCGUGGCUUGUGUGUUUCCUAACCUGCAUUCCAAACUUAGUGCAAAGCUGAGGAGCAUUGUUCGGUGGGGCACUGGCCUACUUGUGGUGGCCAUUGCCAUGUUUAUUGCCGGUGUUCUGUUUCUUUAUGAAGUAGUUUUUUUAUUAUUAUUAUUAUUAUUAUUUACGUUUAUUGUUAUGAAUUUUUGCUUUGUUGAUGAAAGAAAGUCUUGUAUAUCAUUGAUUUAUGUAUUCAAAGAUGAUAUGUCCUCAUGUGUGAGUUACACAUGUACAUAUUCUGAGUACAUUCCAGUAGCUUCAAACUUGUUGCAGUCUGUUUUGUUUUGUACUUGAGCCGUGUGAUUUAUUGUUUCUUUAUUUGCUUCGAAGUUUUAGAUGAUUUAUCACUGACGAUAGGUUGUAUAACUUACAGAGCACCCAUAAGAGAGUGUCACGGAAUUCACAUCUUUAAGGACAUUUGUAUUCACGAUGACAAAUUAAAGAGGUCCACUUUGCUGACGUUGUUGA